Messenger RNA from Dacryopinax primogenitus, 1213 nucleotides. RefSeq lists its product as uncharacterized. NCBI's taxonomy places the organism in Eukaryota, Fungi, Basidiomycota, Dacrymycetes, Dacrymycetales, Dacrymycetaceae. The record is from RefSeq and is a predicted model, not a curated record. The coding region runs from base 654 to 980 and encodes 108 amino acids. The transcript has 2 exons.
AUCGAGCUAGAUCGGUUGAACAUUUGGUCCGAGGGGUGCUCUAUGAUCAUCGGAGCUUAGGAACACUGCUCCGACAGGAGUCAGCGAUUGCCCUUCUGCGAAAAGCGGCAGGAAUAUGACGGCGCUGACCAAGUUCAUCUUGAUUCGGAGAUACCGUCCAAGAGGUGGAGUUGUUUUGAGCGGGCGAAUUUCCGUUCGGGGCUAAGAGUUGGAUCAGUGGACCACAGGGCUGGGAGUCGAGUUCCGAGACAUCCUUUUAGUAUCCUUACGGCACCGAGAGUACCCGCCUCACCGGCCGCAAUACAAAGUGUAGCGGCCUUGGUGCAGGGGUACAAUGGAGAACGAAAACAAAGCAAUGGAUUUCGACCCCUUGCUCUCGAUUCGUGAGUCGUUCUGUGACGUCCUGUUCCUCUUGUCUAUCAUCGAUAUUUCCAAGUUGCCGAUAAAGUAGUGACGACAGGUUGUUAUUGAGAAAAUAUUCCCUGGUCGAGUGAGAUCGUCCACAGUCUUGAACGGUCGAAGACCUACGAAUCCCCAAAUAGCACUCUCGCCUCGUGCUCAGUAAUUUUCUUCGGCGCCAUUCCGAUCGGCAGGCUUCUUAGUGUUCCGAGGAGAUAUGUUGAAGCGCCUCUUUGCUAAAAUAGGUGUGAUGGAUGUUGACGGCCAUACUCCACCCCAGGGUUUGGGAGGUAUUUGCGCCGAGCAAGCCAUGCACCUCCGCCGGUCCGCAGCAUACGCCGGUUAAAGAAGACCGCUGGACCUUCCAUCUUAUGACGCAUAUACUGAUCUCGAAUAAGAUGCUCGAGCGCUUGUGGUCCAUCGAUUCCGGUCUGCGCGUUGAGAAUAAUCAGGUGCCUUCGAAUGAUCGGCUUCGGGAUAACAGAAGCCUGGAGUUAUACAGAGAUAACUUCAAAGACAUCAAAGAUACUAACGCCGAAAGAAACAGACAGAGCUUCCCGGUCCAAUUGGUUGAGUCCUGAAGAUACAGAUCUCUGGAGGCGAGUAAAAACACUGCCAUCCAUCUCGCUCGCGAACGUUUGCUGCAUAAGCAUCCUAUCACACCGCGGCCAUUAUGCCGACCAAGCCAUGUGUGUAGUUAUAUCGUAAGCAUGUAGGAUGGCAUCAAGAUGAGCAGAUUUAGUGAAGUCUGUUCAAUCGCCACUGUUGCUCCGGUUGGUAUGUACCAUCUACGGCACCGGCAUCGAACUGGAUC